Molecule: messenger RNA, 1126 nt
Organism: Ctenocephalides felis (cat flea)
Lineage: Eukaryota; Metazoa; Arthropoda; Insecta; Siphonaptera; Pulicidae
Product: BTB/POZ domain-containing adapter for CUL3-mediated RhoA degradation protein 3
Exons: 4
Coding region: 192-1067 (291 amino acids)
Biological process (GO): protein homooligomerization
Molecular function (GO): protein binding
Source: RefSeq, a predicted model, not a curated record
GGUCAACAGGUCAUUUACAAAUUCUGCUGUCACUGUCAGUGUCAGAUUGUCGGUGUCAACGUCAUAGAUCGAGUUCGAGUGUCCAUCAAAUUUAAUUCAAUAAUUUAGCGUAAACUAAAUAAUUGUAUAGUGCAUUCAAUAGAAAUAUGAGAAUAAUAAAUAUCAGUUGUUAUAAUUAGACAUUAUUCGAAAUGUCAGGCGAUCAAAAAAUUCUUAUCAAAGGCAGCCCUUCCCAAUAUGUAAAAUUGAAUGUUGGGGGUUGUUUACAUUAUACAACUAUAGGAACUCUGAUAAAAAAUGAUUCAAUGCUCAGAGCUAUGUUCAGUGGCCGAAUGGAAGUGUUGACAGAUUCAGAAGGCUGGAUACUAAUUGAUCGUUGUGGAAAGCAUUUUGGGUCUAUAUUAAAUUUUAUGCGUGAUGGAAGUGUACCACUACCAGAAAACAAAGAAGCUAUGGCCGAACUAUUAGCUGAGGCUAAAUAUUAUUGCGUUUCGGAAUUAGCGGAAUCAUGUGAAAAGGCUCUUAUGAGAAAAGACAGAGAUUUAGAAUCCAUAUGUAGAGUUCCACUUAUUACAUCUUUAAAAGAAGAGCAAAUUCUUAUUGGAUCAACACUCAAGCCCGUUGUAAAGCUGUUGAUCAAUCGACACAACAAUAAAUAUUCUUAUACCCAUACAUCAGAUGAUAAUUUGCUCAAGAAUAUAGAAUUAUUUGAUAAGCUUUCUUUGAGAUUUAGUGGUCGUGUGUUAUUCAUAAAAGAUGUAAUUGGAUCUAGUGAAAUAUGCUGUUGGUCAUUUUAUGGGCACAGUAAAAAAAUUGCAGAAGUCUGCUGCACCUCAAUAGUGUAUGCCACUGAUAAAAAACAUACUAAAGUAGAGUUUCCGGAAGCUAGAAUUUAUGAGGAAACAUUAAAUAUAUUAUUAUAUGAAAGUAGAAAUGCUCCUGAUCAAGAACUAAUGCAAGCCACUUCAAUGAGAGGAGCAGGAUUAUCUAGUUAUACAAGUGAUGAAGAAGAAGAGCGAUCUGGACUAGCUCGACUCAGAUCUAACAAACAGAAUAAUAUAACAUGAUGAAUGUACUUGUAUUUUUAUACAAAGAAUAAUUAUAAAAGUGAUAAGGUAUAAUAUAU